Messenger RNA from Sorghum bicolor (sorghum), 2099 nucleotides. RefSeq names its product aspartyl protease APCB1. Gene Ontology annotation, molecular function: aspartic-type endopeptidase activity. Gene Ontology annotation, biological process: proteolysis. Bases 141 to 1814 code for a protein of 557 amino acids. The transcript has 9 exons. Lineage: Eukaryota; Viridiplantae; Streptophyta; Magnoliopsida; Poales; Poaceae. The record is from RefSeq and is a predicted model, not a curated record.
UUCCUAGUCCCCUUGCCUUUGCCCCCGGUUUCCGCCCUCCUCCUCCUCUUCACUCGCCUCCUCCCAUGGCUCGCCCCCGCGGCCUCGUCUGACCCCCCGCCACGCCUCCCCGGAGAGCGGCGCCCGCGAUCUCGCCGGAGAUGCCGCCGCCUCCUCCUCCCCCGGCGGGGGCGCAGCAGCCGCAGCUCCACGGGGUGGUCAUCAUCACGCUCCCUCCAUCGGACCAGCCCUCCAAGGGCAAGACCAUCACCGCCUUCACCUACACCGACGACGCCCCGCCCCCUCCCCGGCCCCCGGAGCCGGUGAUGGGGUACCCGGCCGCGACGCAGGUCAGGCGGCGGCCGAGGCGGGUGCUCUCGACGCGGCGGGUGGCGGCGGCGGCGCUCGUGCUGGGCGCGCUCGCGGUCGCCGCCUACUACUGCUUCUACUCGGACGUGGCCGUGCAGUUCCUGGGGAUGGAGCAGGAGGAGGCGCAGAAGGACAGGAACGAGACCAGGUCCUUCCUGCUGCCGCUCCACCCCAAGGCGCGCCAGGGCCGCGCCCUGCGGGAGUUCGGGGACGUCAAGCUCGCCGCCAGGAGGAUCGACGACGGCUGGAGGAAGGCUAGGAACAAGAUGGAGGUCGCGAAGGCGGCCGCGGCGGGGACCAAUUCCACGGCGUUGCUCCCGAUCAAGGGCAAUGUCUUCCCCGAUGGCCAGUACUAUACAUCUAUCUUUGUUGGCAACCCUCCAAGACCAUACUUUCUUGACGUCGAUACUGGGAGCGACUUGACGUGGAUCCAGUGUGAUGCACCAUGUACAAAUUGCGCAAAGGGACCGCAUCCUCUAUAUAAGCCAACAAAAGAAAAGAUUGUCCCUCCUAGAGAUUUGUUAUGCCAAGAACUGCAAGGCAACCAGAACUACUGUGAAACCUGCAAGCAGUGUGACUAUGAAAUUGAAUAUGCAGACCAAAGCUCCUCUAUGGGUGUCCUUGCAAGGGAUGAUAUGCAUCUGAUUGCAACCAAUGGUGGAAGGGAAAAACUAGAUUUUGUCUUUGGGUGUGCAUAUGAUCAGCAAGGCCAGCUUUUGUCCUCACCAGCAAAGACCGAUGGGAUCCUUGGACUUAGCAACGCAGCGAUAAGCCUUCCCAGUCAGCUGGCUAGUCACGGGAUUAUUUCCAACAUUUUUGGCCAUUGUAUCACGAGAGAGCAAGGUGGUGGAGGAUAUAUGUUUCUGGGAGAUGAUUAUGUACCUAGAUGGGGAAUAACAUGGACUUCUAUUCGAAGUGGUCCAGAUAACUUAUAUCACACAGAAGCCCACCAUGUAAAAUAUGGAGAUCAGCAACUCCGGAUGCGUGAACAGGCAGGAAACACUGUUCAAGUAAUUUUUGACAGUGGAAGCUCCUAUACGUACCUCCCAGAUGAAAUAUAUGAAAACCUUGUUGCAGCAAUCAAAUAUGCGUCUCCGGGCUUUGUCCAAGACAGCUCAGAUCGGACAUUACCUUUAUGCUGGAAAGCUGAUUUCCCUGUGAGGUAUCUGGAAGAUGUCAAGCAGUUCUUCAAGCCCUUGAACCUUCACUUUGGGAAGAAAUGGCUUUUCAUGUCUAAAACAUUCACUAUUUCUCCUGAGGAUUACUUGAUUAUUAGUGAUAAAGGAAACGUCUGUCUUGGGCUUCUCAAUGGAACGGAGAUUAAUCAUGGGUCAACUAUCAUAGUGGGAGAUGUUUCUCUGCGCGGCAAGUUAGUUGUGUAUGACAAUCAACGGAGGCAGAUUGGAUGGACAAAUUCAGACUGCACCAAACCACAAUCACAAAAGGGCUUCCCCUUCUUCCUCUGACAAGCAUCGCUAGCAAUAAUACAUGUGUAAAGCUUAAAUAGUGAAUGCCACUGGUAUUCUAGAAUUUGCUAUUAAGUAGAACCUGCCCUUGUGUACGGUAUAUCGUUCCAUGGGAACUGUCAGAAAUCCCCCACUCUGUGUUGUACUCGUCUGUAAUGUGUAUACUGUGUUGUACACUUGUAGUAUUAUGUAUAAUAUACACUGUCUCCUCUACAUGGAGUUUUUGUAAAUUAGUUACAUUAUGAACAUUUUCGACCUAAGUUGACUACUGUACAUAUUUGACCA